ACGAGGCUUUCAGAAAAUGUUGGAUUUUUGCAAUGGCGGCAAUUUCAAUCGUGGAGAAGGGGAGUGCAAUCAGUGCUCCGAUCACUGCGCUACAUUUUAUUAACAAAGAAUAUUUAAUUAUAGGAGAAGGAUCAUUUGUAAAGAUCUACAAUGUUGAUAAAAAUUGCUGUGUACUUAAUACGAAAUUAUUGCAGACUGGCAGAAUACACAAAUUUAAAGUGAUAUCCAGAGAUCCAUCAAGUAAAAGUUUUAUGAUUUUGGGCCUUGGAGGAAAGUCGGUUAGGUUUUUCUCAGUUGCUGUAUGUGGAAAAGAUAUCAGGUUUAGGCUAAUAUCAAAAGAAAAAUACUUUGAAACUUGGAUCUGGGAUGCUACAAAGGUAACACCUGGGGUGAAUGGCAGUGAUGCAGUGGUUGCCUUAAUCACAUCACAAAAUAAGACCAUUAUUUGGAACUAUGCAGCUGAUGAAGUCUCAAAAAUCCACAGUUGCCAAGAGCAUUGUAUAUUAUAUUCUGCUUGCUUUUGGGGCACCACCUUAGACAAGUUACUGGUUGCUGUUGGAACAGUAUUUAAUGAAGUUCUUAUAUGGAAGUCUGUUUCGUCUACCAGCUAUGAGGAAGCUUGCUCAGAGCAUGUGCAUCCUGUUGACAAAAGGCUAAAAGGACAUGAGGGCGUCAUAUUUUCUAUCCGUUUCACAAGUUCAGGGGAGCACCUUCUCUCCGUCUCAGAUGACCGAAGCAUCAGAAAAUGGGACAUCAAAAGUGAAGAGUGUUUGCAGGUUCUUUAUGGACAUACUGCUAGGGUUUGGGAUGCGACUUACCUCAACGAAUUAAUUGUAAGCAUAGGGGAAGAUGCAACGUGUUUCAUAUGGGAUGAUCAGUCGACAGUCCUCAAGAAGUUUAAAGGACACAAAGGAAAAAACAUUUGGAGUUUAGCUGUAGAUGAAGGAUCCAAUUUGAUAGCAACAGGUGGUGGGGAUUCUAGCAUUCGUUUAUGGACCAUAAAUUCUACUGCAAAUGCUCCCCUGGGCAGCCUAAGUUUACCGUCCUCUGAUGACAGCGAUGAUUUCCCACGGGACCUGUUUGUCCUUAGCAGCAGCGAACUGUUGGUUCUAACAAAUGCAGGAUAUCUGUUGAAGUACAUUUUUUCGUCGGCAAAGGAAGAAAGCAAUUCUUGGGAAACUUUGUUUUAUGACAAAGAAUUUGCAAGACAUUCAAGUAUGGCGGUGGAGAAAGAUAAGAGACUAGCUGUCUUUGGAAGUUUAAAUGGCAGAGUGAAAAUUAUUUCACUUGAUGACAACACAGUGAUCGAUAAGCAAGUUUUCGCAGGCAAGGUGUUUUCCGUCUCCAUUUUAACAAGAGAUUCUGCACGCGAUGUUCCAGAAACUUAUGUUGCAGCUUCAGGACCCAAUGGGAUCCUAAUUUUAUGGCAACUCAUUUCACGUGAUAGCUGUUUACAAGUGUUACAUAAAGGGCUGUUUGAGCUUCCUUACUGCAGACAAAGAUGGCUGGCAGCAGCGACACUCGUAAGUCAAAAGGACCAUGAGCCACAACUGCAGAUAUGCUUGAUUGUUGGCGACAGGCGAGGAUCUAUUCACGUCUUUGAUGUAGAAGAUGGAGCCAAUGAGGCAGCACAGGCGAUUGGACCAAAACAAACGCUUUUGUCGAUGCAUGGUAAAAAUGGAGUGACAGGAAUUUAUGCUGGUAAAGAUUGGGUGUUUUCCACUGGCAGAGACGGAUUUUAUAGGAAGUAUAGUGUGAACGGAAAUGGGACUCUGGAUAUUUUGGAAAGAAAGAAGGUCUGUAAAGGCAUGGAUUGGAUUGAAGGUUUGCUCUUCAAUCAAGGAGAUAUUCUUGUCUAUGGGUUCUACAUGCAAUCACACUUUGCUGUUUGGAGCACGAACCUAAACGAGAUAAUACUGAAGAUCAAUUGUGGUGGAGGGUACCGUUCUUGGGAUUUGCUUCUACAUGGACACGACAAUACGUAUUUCACAUACUUGAAAGGACCAACAAUUUUAUUAUACAAGAAAUCCUUCACCAACAGUCAAAGGAUUCUCAAGGAACCUCUGCAUGGAAGAGAAAUCACUUGUCUAUGUUUGAUUGAUAGCAUCGAAGAUGGUGAUACGACAAAAAUACUCUUUGCAACUGGUAGUGAAGACACUUUGGUAAAUCUGGUCAUUCAUGACACAGGAAAGAACGAAUUUGAGGUGGUUCAUAGUUUUGACGGCCAUAUUGGCAGCGUAAAGUCAGUGGUUGCAGUGAAAGAAGAUUCAGCUGAUGAAAUGAGCGGAGGCAAUGAAUUUGGGGGACAAGGAAAGGUUGUUAAUAGGGAAGCUAUAAGCAGUUUAAAUAGGUCAUACAUCAUGUUUACGUGUGGUAGCAGAAGCUCGUUGAAAUGCAACCGUGUCUUUUACCACGCUGAUGGUCAUGUGAGCACGUCCUUGCUGGCAGAAAUCGGAACGCCAAUGAACUCUUUGAAAACCAAGCCAAGUGACCUGUAUGAUGAUCUCCGCUUUCUUUCCAUGAAUGUUAUCCCGGUGAAUAAUACAGAAUUUUCUUAUUGCCUUGCUGUGGCCUGUUCUGAUGGAUAUAUCAGGGUCUAUGGCUUCGAGGCUGCAAACAAAUCAUUUACACUGCUCAUGGCUUCAGAAUUUCACGGACGUUGCGUUCAAACUCUUCAUAGCUUUGUCCACGCCGUUGAUUCAAAGCAUCACCAUUUUCUGGUAUCUGGAGCAACUGAUGGUCGCAUUGCAUUAUGGGAUAUAACUUCAUGCAUAGAUAUACUAUCUUCUUUGGAAACGAAAGAUGAAAAAGAAUUAGGUCAUGGUACAAAAAGCUUUUCGAGUAACGACCGUCGUAAUACGAAACAAACGGUUGAAAGAUGUGGAAACUUUUUUCACAUUGAAAAGUUGAAUUCUUCUGUACCACGUAGCAGUUGUUCUCAACAGCCACUGCAUGUUUUCCAGGCACAUCAGUCUGGGGUGCAUUGUGUGGAUGUCAAGGCGUGCCCAUCAGAUUCGCAGAUAACCCUAGCAAGUGGGGGUGACGAUAACUCAAUAUUCACAUCGAAUUUCACGCUUACUAAACACGCAGAUCGCAUCGCCUGCACGGUAAAAUGGACCGACAAGAACAUAUUUGCGCACCAUUCAACGAUCACAGGUAUACAGUUGGUAAGGCCUGAUGUUCUUGUGUCAUGUUCCAUCGACCAACGAUUGAAAGUCUGGCAAACUAAUGACAGUGGGUUCCAGAUUUUAAACGAAGAUGAAAAAGAGAAAAGCUGCUGGAAGAACAUUUUCACGGAUUUUGUGGAUAUUCCAGAUGCGAGUGAUCUAAUCUGUUUACAAAAACAGGACGAAAUAAAGGCUUUAGUGUGUGGAAUUGGACUUCAAAUCAAAACACUGAAAAUGGAGAAGACCUGAUACCAUUAUCUGAUCUGAUAACAUUACAUUGAUUGGCUUAAAAAGGCCUUAUGAGCGAGAUAAACAU
Molecule: messenger RNA, 3483 nt
Organism: Rhopilema esculentum
Lineage: Eukaryota; Metazoa; Cnidaria; Scyphozoa; Rhizostomeae; Rhizostomatidae
Product: tRNA (34-2'-O)-methyltransferase regulator WDR6
Biological process (GO): tRNA methylation
Cellular component (GO): cytoplasm
Molecular function (GO): protein binding
Source: RefSeq, a predicted model, not a curated record